AUGAGACCAUCCCCUUCGCGGAUUGCCCUUUAUGCCGUUCGACAAAUACCCACGUCAGUGAGCGGGCCGCGCCCGCUUCGUUCUUUUCACAUCACGGCACCUUGCCAACCGCGAAAACGGAGCUUCUUCACCUCGAACCCGUAUCUAGCGCUGAAUGGCACUGACGAUUUCAAGUCCACGAGGGAGAAUGAUAAGGCGCAGGCGUCCGUUGCCCAGCACCCUACGAAGCGGAAGGCUACCAGGGCCACCACGGCCAAGAACUCCCUGCGCAGAGUCGCCCUCAUAGCGCAGUCACCAAAACGUGGCCCGGAGGGGGCAGCGGACGGAGACGUCGAAGUCGACACCACGAACCUCGUGAGCGCGACAUGUGUGGCCGAAUCUUUUAAGAUGCCCAUGGUUCUGGACAUCUUGUCAUCCCAUGGCUUCGCCAUCAACCCCGACGGCACAGACUUUGACGCCAACGAGGUCGUCCAUGCGCGAGGUGUCAAUGGCGGCGACAUAUUCGUGUUUCCCUCUGGCACAAUCGUGACAUGGUCCUUACCCCCGGACGUGGUGACCCGACAGCUCAUGCGCGCCGCAGAAGAGCCGCACAAGGCACCCAUGCGUGAGCUUGAGGACCUCGAGUUUACAACGGACGUGAACCGCGAAACUAGCACCAUGAAGGGGGACAUUGUAGUCCUGGGCACGCGCAAGGAGAACAAGGAGGGCGACACGCUGGACACGACACUGGCAAAGGUGGCCUUCUCCUCGGGCCUGGCGCGGAGCACCAAGCUUGCGGUCCUGGAAAGCGCACUAACGUCGUAUUUUGAGUCUACCCGCAAGAUCCCACAUAUCCUGUCUCGCGGUGCGGGCUUCCCCUUUGGACGCAAGUUCAUCCUGCAAAAGACGGGCGAGCUACUGGGUUUGCGUGCCCGGCUGAACCACUACUCCGAGCUCACGGAUUCGCUCCCCGACAUCCUGUGGGACAGUCGCUCCGAGCUUGGCUUGGAGGGCUACUACGAGCAGGUUGGUCGGGCGUUGGACGUCAAUGUCCGCAUCCGUACUCUGAACCAGAAGAUGGACUAUGCGCAGGAGAUUGCGAGCGUACUGCGCGAAAUGUCCAGUGAGCAGCAUGGAACACGCCUAGAGAUUAUCAUCAUCCUGCUCAUCGCGGUCGAAGUGAUAUUCGAGCUUAGGCGGAUCUUUUUGGAAUGGGCGCAAGAGAGGGAAGCUGCGAAAGAGGCGGCGCUGGCAUUGCAAGGCACCUGA
This is a messenger RNA of Emericellopsis cladophorae, 1248 nucleotides long. Its product is annotated as Required for meiotic nuclear division protein-like protein. The transcript has a single exon. The record is from RefSeq and is a predicted model, not a curated record. The coding region runs from base 1 to 1248 and encodes 415 amino acids. Gene Ontology annotation, biological process: positive regulation of mitochondrial translation. NCBI's taxonomy places the organism in Eukaryota, Fungi, Ascomycota, Sordariomycetes, Hypocreales, Bionectriaceae.